AUGGUCGUCGAUCGCCUCUUAUCCACGCUGCUGCGCUCGCUCCAGACAUACACAGACCAGCAAGACACGCCGCGGCUACUGGGAACCGCGUCUUCACUCCUCACCACGCUCGGCAACCCCCACAAUCUCAGCCUCCUUACUUCGCACCUCCUUACCGCGCCCGCGCUAUGGGACCGUCCCGAUGGCGUUCGGACGCCUCUGCGCAUGCUUUCUGUCUUUCACUCGGCCGUCACCACCAUCAUCAACCACCACAACGACGUUCGGCACAACAAAGCAGCUAAGCUUGCGCCUGGACAAACGCCAAUAGGAGGAGGCCUUUCGCUAGACGAAUGGAUACGCGCCAUAGUCGCGGGAGCCGACGACCGGAGCCGCCGAUGGAAGCACUUGGUCGUCCUCGCCGGUCUGCUGAUCGGUAUCGGGAGCCUCGAAGAGCAAGGCAUGGACCUGUACUGGGCAUCAGCUAUGCGAAAGAGAGUUGAGGCUGCAUUGGUGCGCGCGACAAACCUCGCCUUGGUGGAAGUCAGGGAGCGUUCCGAGGCAGACGGACUGGGAGGCCAGACAAUAACACUGACGCUCAAUCAUGCCUUCGGAUGCAUCGGAGAUGUGGAAAGGACACAGCUUGAUUACGACCUGCUGCUCCCAGUUCUCAUUGGAACGGCAUACUACUCGAAUGAAGGCUUCCAGUCGGCCUACUUCCUCGGGAGCCUUGAUCUCGACGUACGAACGAUGCAAUCGGGGAAGCUGGACUGGAGUCCACAUUCUAGCUCUUACAGACAAGUCGAAAGUAUCAUGAACAGGCCCUUGGUAUCAUCUAUGGGUCCUCUAUCACGGCUAAUCGCGCAUGCCGUCGAGAACGUCAAGAACCCAUGGAUCAUCCAAACCAUGAUGGACGACCUCGCAAGCUUUUCUCGCGCUCUUACUACACAAUGGCGACAGACCAAGUUUUCAGAUAUCGAGCCGUCCGAGGAGGCAGCAAACCUGGAAGACGACGCGCUUCACAAGACAACUCCGCAGUUGUGGAACCUACUCAAGGCGGCUCUCUUUGCUACUACUAUCAUUCUGCGAGGCGUAUUCACACGAACACUAGCCGACAGAGCGCUCGCUGCAGACGCCAUCGCUCCCAUGCUAGCAUCACAAGCCCUACAAACCCUGCGGCACCUAUACUUCAUCACCUCCCGACUCGGCCCAGCCUCCUUUUCCCAGCACACAUUUGUCUAUCUCACGGCGAUAGACAUUCUCUCUGCCUACCCCAACCACGCCGAUAAGCUCCUCAAAACUAUUGCGCCUCAACACCUUGGCCAGAUACCAAGCCACCCACUUGACCGCAUACUGGACCUCUACUUUCUGAAUACAGCAGAACACUUCACUCUAAUCUUGUCGCCAGCCACAAACGAGGACUUACUUGUCGCGUCGGCGGUACCUUACCUUGCGGCUGGCGAGAAUCGCCAUAUGUUGCCAGUGUUCGAAGCCGCCCAUAGUGUCAUGCUUGCUGUGCUAUCUGCUCCACAAUCUGCCGAGAUCACAGCAAAACACCUGCCGUUCUACAUCGACGCUCUGUUCAGUGUUUUCCCUCACAACCUGUCCCCGCGCCAGUUCCGUCUAGCUUUCAAGACCUUGAUGCGUGUCACAGCUCCUCCUUCCACCUUAUCGGCGACCCAUCCCGAUCUCCCAGCCACGCUCCUAGAGCUUGUAUAUCAUCGCGCUCUCAACGCUCCUUCGCAGCCACUACCACCCGAUUCGGUUGCUUUGGCUCUACAAGGCUCAGACGCACCACCCCCCGCCCUCUCGGAACAGGCAGUGCUCGCUCUGACACUCAUAGAUGCCCUUCCUUUCCUUCCUAUAUACCUGCUGGAGGAGUGGCUGCCUCUAUGUGCCGAGCUACUCAAUCAAAUCCAUGAUGAUGAAAUGCGGGAGAACGUCAAAGCGCGAUACUGGGAAGUGUUAGUCAGCGGCGAGAUGGACGCAGAGCGUAGUGGUGUUGCUGUGAAUUGGUGGACAACAAGGGGAGGUCGAGAGCGGGUACUCUACGGAAGAGAGGAACAGUUGGACAUGAUGAGUGGUGCGCUACCUGUUGAAGAGCGACACGUGCGGGAGAGUCAGAAUGGUAUGCAAACGCCCGUCAGGGUCAGUGCUCUUCUGCACGGCAACAAACAAACGGCUGAUACCGCACCCCAAAUUGAACCCAUCUCACCCUCUUCCAAGUCAAAAACAAACAGCAUUUCGACUCUCCAACCAAGCGAUAUGCAGGGACGCAUGCUCGACCGCUACAUACCUGAUCGCGACAACGCAUACCAACGCAGGUCCGACACCCCACGCUCUUCUUCAACUCUUAUCAACUCACCCUUCCAAAGCGCUCCACCACCUUCAAGCGCCCACUAUACACGCAGACACUCAAGUCAACACCCCUCACCCAACGACACACCCACCGAGCUCGACAAAUCAUUACCCAAGAACUUCCCCCACCCCCUCACCUGUUUCUUCUGGCACCAAAACGGACGAUGCAACAAACGAGACAUCGAUUGCGCGUAUGCACACUACGACACUGGUUUCAUGGCUGGUGCGCCUGUUACUCCACUCGACUCAUCCAAGCCCCUCGCGGGUAGAAACCUGUCCAAUUAUAACAAGAUCCUCGAUUCCUCCGCCCUUGCUAUACCAGAUAUUCGUGACCGCGAGAUCGCCGUUAUGAACCGCGAGAUGGAGGUGGAAGAGCGACAGAGUGCGUUGGCGCGGCGCGAAAGUGUGGUGGAAUGUAGAGAGAGUGCUGUUGAGAGGAGGGAGAGGGAGGUAGAAGAGAAGAAGAGAUUGCUUGAGCGGAGGGAGGCGAAGUUGGCGAGGAAGAGGAAGGAUGGUAGGGUUUUGGAGAAGAGGGGUAAGAGGAUGGAAGUAGGGAUGGAGAGACGCUGA
Alternaria conjuncta is the source of this 2904-nucleotide messenger RNA. RefSeq lists its product as uncharacterized. NCBI's taxonomy places the organism in Eukaryota, Fungi, Ascomycota, Dothideomycetes, Pleosporales, Pleosporaceae. The transcript is spliced from 5 exons. The record is from RefSeq and is a predicted model, not a curated record. Gene Ontology annotation, molecular function: metal ion binding. Bases 1 to 2904 code for a protein of 967 amino acids.